CACCUCCGCCGCCUCACCUUCCAUUCGCUCCACUCGGACUCGAACCCGAAACCCCCCCACUGUGCUGCAGACCCCGCUCGGCCGUCAUGGCGACCCCUCUCACCGACCAGGAGAAGCGCAAGCAGAUCAGCAUCAGGGGCAUCGUGGGGGUGGAGAACGUGGCGGAGCUGAAGAAGGGCUUCAACCGCCACCUGCACUUCACCCUGGUGAAGGACCGGAACAUCGCCACUCCCCGGGACUACUACUUCGCGCUCGCGCACACCGUGCGGGACCACCUGGUGGGCCGCUGGAUCCGGACGCAGCAGUUCUACUAUGAGGCGGACCCCAAGAGAGUGUAUUAUCUCUCUCUGGAGUUCUACAUGGGCAGGACGCUUCAGAACACCAUGAUCAACCUGGGACUGCAGAACGCCUGCGAUGAAGCCAUCUACCAGCUGGGGCUGGACAUGGAGGAGCUGGAGGAGAUGGAGGAGGAUGCGGGGCUCGGGAAUGGAGGCCUGGGCCGGCUGGCAGCAUGCUUCUUGGACUCAAUGGCCACCCUGGGUCUCGCGGCGUACGGCUACGGCAUCCGAUAUGAGUAUGGCAUCUUCAAUCAGAAGAUCAGAGACGGCUGGCAGGUGGAGGAGGCGGACGACUGGCUGAGGCACGGGAACCCCUGGGAGAAAGCCCGGCCCGAGUACAUGCUGCCGGUUCACUUCUACGGACGGGUGGAGGAGACGAAGGACGGCCCCAAAUGGGUCGACACUCAGGUGGUGCUGGCCAUGCCUUACGACACCCCCAUCCCGGGCUACAUGAACAACACUGUGAACACCAUGAGGCUGUGGUCCGCCCGCGCCCCCAAUGACUUCAACUUGAGAGACUUCAAUGUUGGAGAUUACAUCCAGGCCGUGCUGGACAGAAACCUGGCGGAGAACAUCUCCCGGGUGCUCUACCCCAAUGACAACUUCUUCGAAGGAAAAGAGCUUCGCCUCAAACAGGAGUACUUCGUCGUGGCGGCUACACUCCAAGACAUCAUCCGCCGCUUCAAGACCACGAAGAAGGGCGGCCCUGGCCGCACCUCCUUCGAGAGCUUCCCAGAUAAGGUUGCCAUCCAGCUGAACGACACUCACCCAGCGAUGGCCAUCCCCGAGCUGAUGAGGAUCUUUGUGGACAUUGAGAAGCUGGACUGGGACACGGCCUGGGACCUCACCAAACGCACCUUCGCCUACACCAACCACACCGUCCUGCCCGAGGCCCUGGAGCGCUGGCCGGUGGAGCUGAUGGAGAACCUGCUGCCCCGACAUCUGCAGAUCAUCUACCAGAUCAACCAGGCCCACCUCGAUAGGAUUGCAGCCCUCUUCCCUGAAGACAUGGACAAACUGAGGAAGAUGUCUCUGAUCGAAGAGGACGGCUGUAAGAGGGUCAACAUGGCGCACCUGUGCAUUGUGGGCUCUCACGCCGUCAACGGAGUGGCUGAGAUACACUCCAACAUCAUCAAGAGCGACGUGUUUCGUGAUUUCAGUGAGCUGGAACCUGACAAGUUUCAGAACAAAACCAACGGCAUCACUCCCAGACGCUGGCUGCUGCUCUGCAACCCCGGCCUGGCCGAGCUCAUCGCCGAGGUGAUCGGGGAGGACUAUGUGAAGGACCUCAGCCAGCUGCGGAGGCUGAACGACUUUGUGGAAGACGCCGCCUUCAUCCGAGACGUCUGCAAAGUGAAACAGGACAACAAGGUGAAGUUUGCCCAGUUUGUGGAGAAGGAGUACAGGGUGAAGAUCAACCCGGCCUCCAUGUUCGACGUCCACGUCAAGAGGAUCCACGAGUACAAGCGACAGCUCCUCAACUGCCUGCACAUCAUCGCCAUGUACAACCGCAUUAGGAAGAAUCCCAAUGCACCUUUCGUUCCACGGACAGUGAUCAUCGGAGGAAAGGCCGCUCCCGGGUAUCACAUGGCGAAGAUGAUCAUCAAGCUGAUCACCUCGGUGGCCGACGUGGUGAACAACGACCCCGUGGUGGGAAACAAGCUGAAGGUCGUCUACCUGGAGAACUACAGAGUGUCUCUGGCUGAGAAAGUCAUACCCGCCACAGACCUGUCGGAGCAGAUCUCCACUGCCGGCACGGAGGCUUCGGGAACGGGGAACAUGAAGUUCAUGCUGAACGGGGCGCUGACCAUCGGCACGCUGGACGGCGCCAACGUGGAGAUGGCCGAGGAGGCCGGACAGGAAAACCUCUUCAUCUUCGGCAUGACGGUGGAGGACGUGGCCGAGAUGGACAAGAAGGGAUAUGACGCCAUGACGUACUACAAGACCAUCCCCGAGCUGAAACAGGUGAUGGAUCAGAUCACCAGCGGAUUCUUCUGUCCCAAAAACCCAGAUCUCUUCAAAGAUCUCACAAACAUGCUCUUCAAACACGACCGGUUUAAAGUGUUUGCAGACUUUGAAGACUACUUGAAAUGCCAGGAGAAAGUCAACAACCUCUAUCAGAACCCAAAGGAGUGGACGAAGAUGGUGAUCCGGAACAUUGCCGCCACGGGGAAGUUCUCCAGCGACCGGACCAUCACGGAGUACGCCACCGAGGUGUGGGGGGUGGAGCCCACCGACCUGAAGAUCCCCGCCCCCAACGAGCCCCGGGAGGCCAUCGAGGAAACGGCCCGCGCCCUCAAGAAGAUGUGAGGCCGUUCCCGCGACCAGAGGUCCUCAUGUUUACACAGUACUCAGUCAGUUCUGUCUUUCUGACAUGAGGAGGAGCUUUCUCAGCCGCUCCUCUGCCUGGUUGUUGUUGAAGCUUCGAGUCAAAGCACUGUUACAGUUCAGUCGGUAAACUGGGAGUCGCUGCAGGGAGCGGAUUUUACAUUCCUGAGUGUUACACAUAUCAGCAGCCGGAAUUUGGUUUUUUUUCUUUGUUUUUGUUUUUUGUUCUUUGCACGUUUCACUAGCACAGAUUCAAUUUUGCUUGAUUCCACACUUGUUCUCCCUGCUGCUAAAAUAAAAGCAUUAAUCGUGAUAUCAUUUAAAGACUUUUUAUUUAAGUCCAUCUCGACGUUAGAAAGGGAACAUAUUGCUUUUUCUUUUUUUUUUUCUUUCUUUUUUUUCCCCGGUCAGUCCCAGGAACAAAAUGUCACGGUCUCAGUUUCUGCAGAAAAUUCCUGGAAUAAAACAAAAGGAGCAAUGAUUCUUAUUUGAGAUUACAGACGAGAUUUACAAAGGGGAAAAAAAAUAGUGCAAAAUAAUUAAGACUUUGAUUCAAGUGCAAUUUCAAAGUGCUUUCAGAGCUGAAAAGUUGCUCCUAAAAAUGCACAUAAGACAAACGCUGCCCUUUAAUUUUAAUUUUGGUCUCCACUGACCAUUAACAUACAGCUGCUGUCAUUUAUAUCUAUGAUUACUCUUAUUUUAGUUCUGAUUAACUGUCUGCCAGUAACUCAAAGCUUCUGAUUACAUAAUUUCAGACAGCCUGAUGUUGGUUAAAUAUUUGAGGAGGUAUCCAGGUGAACAUACAGCUGGUGAAUCAUUGCUGGUCCACAUAACAGAACAGCUGAUAGUAAAGGUUGUAAUCCAUACAUUACAUAACGGGCAUGCAUUCACCAUGAGUCUAAAAUAAGUUCAUUCAUUUUGUUUGUGCCCUAAAAAAAAAAAAAAAAUUACAUUUUAUGGAGCUGGACUGUGAACGUGCCUCAUCUGCUGUGUAAUAUCGUGUGUUUUAACUAUGACAAAUUACAUAAGUUUUUCAAUGUUUUCCACUUGUUUUUGUUUUUAAAAAUUCUUCAAUAAAUUACUGGUACCGAUAGUGGUUGUA
Messenger RNA from Salarias fasciatus (jewelled blenny), 3768 nucleotides. It is a transcript of the gene pygl, whose product is annotated as phosphorylase, glycogen, liver. Gene Ontology annotation, molecular function: pyridoxal phosphate binding; glycogen phosphorylase activity. The coding region runs from base 87 to 2648 and encodes 853 amino acids. Gene Ontology annotation, biological process: glycogen catabolic process. The transcript is spliced from 20 exons. The record is from RefSeq and is a predicted model, not a curated record. NCBI's taxonomy places the organism in Eukaryota, Metazoa, Chordata, Actinopteri, Blenniiformes, Blenniidae. Gene Ontology annotation, cellular component: cytoplasm.